Messenger RNA from Oncorhynchus tshawytscha (Chinook salmon), 5831 nucleotides. Its product is annotated as metal regulatory transcription factor 1-like. The transcript is spliced from 11 exons. NCBI's taxonomy places the organism in Eukaryota, Metazoa, Chordata, Actinopteri, Salmoniformes, Salmonidae. Gene Ontology annotation, cellular component: nucleus. Gene Ontology annotation, molecular function: DNA-binding transcription activator activity, RNA polymerase II-specific; RNA polymerase II cis-regulatory region sequence-specific DNA binding. Bases 277 to 2784 code for a protein of 835 amino acids. The record is from RefSeq and is a predicted model, not a curated record. Gene Ontology annotation, biological process: positive regulation of transcription by RNA polymerase II; central nervous system development.
AUUAUUUUAAAUCUAAGAUUUCAUUUCAGUAGUUUCGAUUUCAUUAUAGGGGGACUAGUGUACCUGGGAGGGGUAUAUUUCCCAGAAUACAACACGAGGGGAGGCUGAAAUAUGACGUUUCUAUUUAAUCAUGGUACCAUUAGGGAGGAGAUGGGAAGAAAGUGCUAAGCUACCCGAAACAUAAACCAAGUCGGCAUUUGCGCUGCACCGGAACAAGUGAGCACGCUGUCCUCUGUGCACACUCACCUACCAGAGGAGGCCAGCCCAGCCGGGACCAUGAGCGAGCGUGGCCCUCGCACGGAGGCCUCCAUGUUUUUGCAGGUGGAGGUGGACCGCCUCGAGCGAGAUGACAAAGAGGACAACGAUGAAGACAAGAUGGCGCACUACGACGACGACAAAGAUGACGACGACCUGAUGUCAGCACCCUCGGGCUCCCGCGUCUACGACCGCACUACGGUGCUCAUCGAGCAGGACCCCAUCCGGCUGGACGAGGAGGGAGAGGAGGACCAUGGACACUGCGUCGGGGGGGACCACGACGAUGGGGGCACUUUCCUGGUUGAUGAGGAGGAGGAGGAGGAAGAGGAGGAAGGCUCUAUGACCUUCAUGGGCGACCAGGACGGCAUGUCGCAGGGAUACGUGCAUCACACCAUCUCGCCCGACCAGAUCCAGUUCAUCAUCAACCCGGGGUCCAUGGCCAUGCCACGCAACAUCGAGGGGGCCACCCUCACCCUGCACUCGGAGUGUCCGGAGACCAAGCAAAGAGAGGUGAAGCGGUACCAGUGUAUGUUUGAGGGCUGCACACGGACCUACAGCACGGCGGGCAACCUGCGCACACACCAGAAGACCCACCGGGGCGAGUACACGUUUGUGUGCAACCAGUUGGGCUGCGGCAAGGCCUUCCUCACCUCCUACAGCCUGAAGAUCCACGUGCGCGUUCACACCAAGGAGAAGCCCUUUGAGUGCGACGUGCAGGGCUGUGAGAAGGCCUUCAACACUCUGUACAGACUGAAAGCGCACCAGAGACUGCACACGGGGAAGACGUUCAACUGCGAAUCGGAGGGAUGCACAAAGUACUUUACCACACUCAGUGACCUGAGGAAGCACAUUCGCACUCAUACAGGGGAGAAACCAUUCCGGUGUGACCAUGAUGGUUGCGGCAAGGCGUUUGCUGCCAGCCAUCACCUAAAGACACACGUGCGGACACACACAGGGGAGAAGCCUUUCAAUUGUCCCAGCAACGGCUGUGAGAAAGCAUUCAGCAGCCAGUACAGUUUGAAGAGUCACGUCAGGGGCCAUGGGGACAAGGGCCAGCCCUUCAGUGUCACCCUCACUCACCCCCUGUCCGAGGAUGCAAAUCAUUCACUGUGCCUCAGUGACUUGAGCCUCAUCUCGACUGACUCUGAGCUCAGAGAAAACAUCCACAAUUCUCAGCACUUGGACUUGAACAAUGUUACCCCCGUGAGGAUCUUCGAGCUCAUGUUCCAGAGUCCGGAGAACAGUGUCAGUCAAGACGAUGCACAUCCUCACGAGAGCCUUGUCGAAGCUUUUGGCCAGGAGACUGGUCAGUCCACCAUGGGCGAUGGAUCCACCCCCAUCUCCUUCUCAUUCUCCCUUGUCCCGUCCUCCUCAUCGUCCUGUUCCCACCCACACUAUCACCCUCACUACAACACCACCUCCACCACUGUCCUGGAGGCUUCCUCCCAGCUCCCUCUUAGCCAAACCCCCUCUUCCCAACCGCCAGCAUCUCCUGCCACCAUUAGUAAUGUUACCGCAAUCAGCUCCACCCAGCCCCUUGCCACCUUCGUACCCUUACCCACUGCCAUGCAGACACCAGAUAUGCCUGCCCCCAACGUGGCGCUGCCGGUCCAGACCACUCCAAUAGUACCCUCUGCUGCGCCAGUAUUGGUGCCAGGCCUACCCCUCGCCAACGCAGCUCUGGGCACUGUAGUUGCUGCCACCCCCACAGAGACUGUGCCGCUGCCGGCCGUGGCUCACACACACACCGUGCCUUUGGCCAGCAACACCAACCCUGCCCUGGCGCCCCCAGCCUCUGCCCCCACCAUCGCCCCAAGUCACAGCCACACCCAGAGCCUGCUGCAGCCCAGCAUCGUCAUGUCCGACCAGAACCUGCAGUGGAUCCUUAACACCGCUGCCAACAGCCAACAGAACCCAGAGCAAGCGCCACACGGAGGUCCAAAAGUGGAGAAGGUCUUCUUUACCACAGCCAUACCAGUAGGAGGCAAUUCAGGCAACUCUGUCCAGCAGAUCGGCCUCAGCCUGCCCGUCAUCAUCAUCAAACAGGAGGAGUCCUGCCAGUGCCAGUGUGCCUGCAGGGACUCUUCUAAAGACAAGCUCUCGAACAAGAGCAGCAACGCCUCGGCAGCACCACAACAACAGCCCACAGUGCUCCCCGCUCCUCUACCACCCUCUGCUCCCGUGGCACUGCCCUUUUCCCCCGUACUCCCCCCGGCACCCUCUUCCCCCUUGUGCUGCCUCCCACCGCUCACCUCGGAAGUGAACGAGUCCCCUCCUCUUCCCCAAACAGGAGCGGUACUAGGACCGGGUAGCCCCUCGACCUCUGUACAGACGAUCCCCCCAGGGGUGGCCACGGCGACCACCAACCCCCCUCCUAUCACGUCCAUAGUGGCCAAACCAUCCGUGUCGGAAUUCCUGUCCCUGCAGAGCCCCGAGAGCACGGCCAACAUCGAGGCUCUGCUACUGGUGACCAGCAAUGAUGACUUCACUCUGGCCACCGCUGGCACUAGCACCACCACCAACCCCUAGUGGACACUCAGGCUUCGUCCCUAUUCUCCACUCUUCUCUUGCAUACUCCCAGUCAUAGAUUUAAAAUAAUUUUUGUGUAAGCGUUGGGCAGAGGGAGUUUCUACCAUUGUUAAAUUAAAGGGAGUGUGCAUAUGCACAUAUUAGGAGAGGAUAUAGAAUCAGGACGCAGCCGUACUAGCCGAUUUACCCACUACGCAUCCGCUUUUCAAGUAUUGUAAGUGAAACUUAAUGAGGGGGCUUAUUUUGAAAAAGCAGCUAAAUGCAUGCCAGUCAAGAAAAGUGUUCUUAAUUAGCUGGCUCUCCAUCAAACAAGACAAGGUCCUAAGCACUGAUCAUUUGAAAGGCCCGAGGAACUAUUGUGUGCUUCUAAUAUGGCGUGAAGCUGAUUCCUGAGAGCAACAAAACAUUGUCUAUAUCCAUGUACUGUACAAUAGUUCUUAACUGUAACUAUUAUGAUUACUUGGUAAGUGAUUGACCAGAAUGCACUGCAUGUGAAGUGAAUUGGAAUUUCAUCAACUAUAUUUCCUACAAGGAAUUAGUGUUGCCAUUCCCUUAAAAGCAAUGUCUUGCUAAUGCCAUAAUGUGAAGAGUAAUUUCCAGUGUUUUACCUAAAUUAGCUAGUGUAGUCCAGAUCAUUGUUUUGUCUUUUGUCUCACUUUGUUCGUUUUUGUCUUUCUUUACAGGCAUAUUUACUAAUUGAAAAAGAUAUUGCCUGUGACGCAAUUUGCUUGCCUUUUAAAUAUAAUUUAGAAGUAAAUGCAUUAGUAAUAAGCCUAUAACUUAAUAUUUAAUUUGUCAAUAAUAUUUUAUUUAUUGGAGAGAAAAAAAAUCUAAAUCUCUGACCUUAGACUGUCAUCAAGUCACAGCUUAUUCAUCAUCAUUGUAAUCAUUGUUAAUUUAUUCCACUUUUCGCCCAAGGUUUCUUUUUUAGUCCCCCCCCAUGUUACUGAUUUUUGUUUUAUGGAGCCCCUCUCAGUCUGUUUCAGAAAGCUGUUUCAACACAACGCAAUUAAUUGUAUAUCAAGGUUGUCAAAAGUCCUAAAUUGAGUUUUGGUCAGCAAAACCUCUUCACAAUGAAAUCAUGAAUCAAUUAUGAAAAUAAUUGCUCACGACACUGUUUCUCUAUGAAUUAUGACGCACUCAGGGAUGCAUCAUGGCAUAUCUCAUUUAUACAGCUUGAGAUUUUCCUUUAUUUAAUAAGAGAUUGUCCAUUUUGACAUUUUAGAAGGCAACUGCCUGGAUGCCCAUCGAUUGUAGUAGCCCCCUUUUUCGGCUGCACUCUCCCCUCUUUGUGCACCGUCUAAUAUGACUAGUUAUCUGCGUUAUUACUAUGACUAUUUAAAUACCACUGCUGUCAGAAGGGGUUUCUGAAGGGUGUUGAUGAUGGUGUAAAUACAUAACAUUUAAAUAUAUGAACACUUAUUCCUUCAGAUUGUUUAAGAAUGUAUUUGUUUUGUAUAUACAUUUUGAAUAUGUAGACUUGAACCUUGGAGACUAAAGACAAUACCCCCUGCGCUGCCCUUUGUCUUUGCAUUCUGCCCCCAUGCAGAUGCUCUCACAUCUUAUGCAGAAGAGUUUAAAAUGAAGCCUAAUAAUGGUUAGUUUUAGGGCCACUGGCUACUGUGCAGUCAACAUAGUAUUUAUUUUCAAAUGCAAGUGUAAGUAACUUUCUUAGAGUAUAUGACAAUAUUGUUUCACAUGGGACAUAAUGCAAUGAUUAUAACUAAAAAAUUGGAGAGAAGGCAUUAUGCCCAAAUAUCAUGUGUAGAGCAACCUUGCCUUACUACAGGAUAUCUCACUUGCUGUGGCUUACUGAGCAGUCUCCUUGUCUUGUCAAUCUUUGCCUAUGGCUUGAUUUGGACAUGCUGCUUGAUUACAUUCUCCUGUUUAUCUAGUCUUGUUCAAUGCCUUUUAGCAGCUGUCUACAAGUGGACAAAAUUACAUUGAAAAGAAAUGCUUCAUUUUUUUGUUUGAAGAUUUAACAGAUAAAUGUGCCAACAAAUCAAAUGAUCCCAAUUAUUAUUUUUAUGUAAUUUUUUUGUGAAGAUGUUACUGCAGAAAUAUACUGUAGACUGAAAUUGUUUCUCUUGAUUCUUUGUAGUACUGUAAUGGAGACAACUUAUUAAUACUUUAUUUUACAGAUCACUACAUCAAUGUUGUAGUUGGAAAUUAGAAUUACAUCAACAUUUUAAUUGCUACUUCACAGGCAUUGAUUGACAGCAGCUAUCAUGAUCUAUUAUUUAGCAUGUAAAGGGUGACCAAGAUCCAACCUAGGCGUCAUCAUGUAUCAUAGGAUAACAGAGUACGCAGGAAAUCUUUAUCUGGCAGACCUGAGUAGGAGAAAUGUGUAAACUAACAUGGGCUUUGCCCUUUUCCUGUUUUGAGAUUUAACUGAUACCAAAACUUGAUGAUAACCUGGAAUAUUGAUUAAUGUAGUUAGCACUUAAAAUUGGGUCCACUAGAUUGUGAAUUGUGAUUUGAGAUUGUGGGGUGGCAGGGUAGCCUAGUGGUUAGAGUGUUGGACUAGUAACCGAAAGGUUGCAAGUUCAAAUCCCCGUGCUGACAAGGUACAAAUCUGUCGUUCUGCCCCUGAACAGGCAGUUAACCCACUGUUCCUAGGCCGUCAUUGAAAAUAAGAAUUUGUUCUUAAACUGACUUGCCUAGUUAAAUAAAGGUAAAAUAAAAAUAAAAAAUGUAAUCAAAUAUAAUAAUUAGUUUCUUAUUGAUAUUUAUACUAAAUAAAAAUAUUAACGCAACCAUUUUUGAAAGAUUUUACAGAGUUAGUUCAGAAAAGGAAAUCAGUAAAUUUGAAAUAAAUUCAUUAGGCCCUAAUGUUUGGAUUUCACAUGGGUGAGCCAGGCCCAGCCAAUCAGAAUGAGUUUUUCCCAACAAAAGGGUUUUAUUACAGACCUAAAUAAUCAUCAGCUGUCUCGGUGGCUGGUCUCCGUCAAUCCCACAGGUGAAGAAGUUGGAUGAGGAGGUCCUGGGCUGGCAUAGUAACACGUGGUCGGACGUAUUGCCAAAUUCUCUAAAACGAUGGAUGUGGC